Salvia miltiorrhiza (redroot sage) is the source of this 1931-nucleotide messenger RNA. RefSeq names its product bHLH transcription factor RHL1-like. The record is from RefSeq and is a predicted model, not a curated record. Gene Ontology annotation, molecular function: protein dimerization activity; DNA-binding transcription factor activity, RNA polymerase II-specific; RNA polymerase II cis-regulatory region sequence-specific DNA binding. Gene Ontology annotation, cellular component: nucleus. The transcript is spliced from 7 exons. Lineage: Eukaryota; Viridiplantae; Streptophyta; Magnoliopsida; Lamiales; Lamiaceae. The coding region runs from base 317 to 1591 and encodes 424 amino acids. Gene Ontology annotation, biological process: regulation of transcription by RNA polymerase II.
GAAAUAAUAGCUGAAUUCUCGCUUGAUCUCCAAUAACUGAUGUUUUUUUAUAGAGUAUUAUAUACAAAUAUAGAUAUAUAGAUUUCUCUCUCUUCCCGUUGCUACAUAUAUACAUAUAUCUAUAAACAUCCCGUUUCUCUGUAGACAUUCCAAAUAUCCCAAACCCCAAGCAUGAUUCUGCUGCUUUCAUGUCUUUCUAUCUCUAACUCCUACUCCUCCCACACCACACCUUCUUCAAUCCCUACCUGUAGCUGAUAUUCUCCAGUUUCCUUUUUCUUUUGCAAAUUUUAGUCUAAUUGUACCGAAUCAUCUCCACAUGCAGCCUAUCAGCGGAGAAUUUGGCGCCAUGAACAACCUCAACGCGCUGCUUAACCAGCACCAAAUCUCAUCCCUGCACGAGCUCCACAGUCACGGCCAACUGCCGCAGAUGCUGCAGUCUGUUUCGCAGUUCGAUCCGGUCGCGUCGCACGACGAUUUUCUCGAGCAGAUGCUCUCCUCCGUGCCGUCCUCCGCCGCCUACCCAUGGGAGGACGACCACUCACAACAGCAGAUGGAGGAGCAUUCCGCCGCCGUUCUGGCGUCUAAGCUGAGGCAGCACCAGAUUAGCGGCGGCGCUGCUAAGGCGUUGAUGUUUCAGCAGCAAUUGUUGCUCUCCAGAGGCCUUGCCGCCGGUAAUGGCUGUCUCUGCUCCCCGACCGGAUCGGAUGGAGCUCUUCUUCCCAUGGCGCAAGGCCAUCAUAACGACGGUGUUGAUGGAAAUGGUUUCAAGUCGAUACAGGCAAAUGAUUUAUCCGUUAAAGCUUUAUUCAACGGAUUCACUGGAUCCCUUGGUCAAACCUCAAAUCAAUCGCAGCAUUUCCACCAUCCUCAGGACCAGAAUUAUGGUGCUGCCGGAACAGCUACACCGUCAACGGCAGCGCAGGCGAUGAAUCAACCUGCAGUGAGCGGUUCAAGCGGCGGAGGGGCUUCUGGACAGCCGCGGCAGAGGGUGAGGGCCAGGAGAGGACAGGCCACUGACCCUCACAGCAUCGCGGAAAGAUUACGGAGGGAGAGAAUUGCGGAAAGAAUGAAGGCACUGCAGGAGCUUGUACCCAACGCAAAUAAGACCGACAAAGCCUCGAUGCUGGAUGAGAUAAUCGACUAUGUCAAAUUCCUACAGCUCCAAGUCAAAGUUCUAAGCAUGAGCAGAUUGGGCGGUGCUUCAGCUGUUGCGCCAUUAGUUGCUGAUAUAUCUUCUGAGGGGAGGAGCAGUAACGGGACACAGACGGCGUCAUCAUCAAACAACAACGAGGGGAUGACGGUGACGGAGCACCAGGUGGCUAAGCUGAUGGAGGAGGACAUGGGCUCCGCCAUGCAGUAUCUUCAAGGAAAGGGGCUGUGUCUCAUGCCCAUUUCCCUCGCCACGGCCAUCUCCACCGCCACUUCUCACUCUAGGAACCCCCUCGCCGCCGCCAACAGCCUCAAAAUCAGCGGCAUCUCCGACGCUCGAGGCCCCACUUCGCCCAGCCUGUCUGUUUUGACCGUCCAGUCCGCCACCGUGGGGGGUAACCUUAACAGAGAACCGUCCCUUAAAGACGUUUCCAAGCCAUAGACAUUACCAACCACUCUCUCUCUCUCUCUCUCGCUCAUGACUUUUCUUCUGGGGCGAGAGAAAAAGUGGGGAAAGUGGAAAAGCGUAAAAAGACAGAAAAGGAAAAAAUGGAAAAUAAGAUUAUAGGGUUUGUAAUUUAGCUGACCUCUGUUUUUUAGCUGUCGACGGCCGUCAAGUCUACCAAAAUAAUGGUCGUCUCUUUAUAUAUUUAGUGAUUGUUGCUUUUCAGUAGUAGUAAAAAAAUAGUGUACGACACGGCGCCGUAUUUGGGUAGGACUUGAGCUAACUAACAAGCAAUGCAAAUCCCAUAUGCAUAAAUUUCCCGCGUUCUCUUCUUUUA